AUGUCUUCCAAGGGCAAGCAACUAGUGAUGGAGAUCACCAUCCUCGCAUCAUUUGUAGUAGCCUUGGUUGGCUAUUAUUUGAAUUACAAAGGAAGAUGGAUCCUCAGUCUACUAUGCUACUUGACAUCCGUAUUUAUUCUGUCUGUACCUAUCGUCCUGUACGCUAGUUUCAAGACAAUCCAGUAUUUUAUGCCAUUCAUCAUGAGAUUAUUGACUCGACUCAAUCAACGACUGAUGCCCAUUGCUCGAUAUGUAUCGCAUCAUAAAAUUCUCGGUCCAACCAUCAGCAUCUUCAUCAAAAGUCAAUUUUUCAUGUGGUUCAUGGUCUUGAUGAUGAGUGAUCAUGUCAUUCGAAUCAUUAUGGGUAGAUUUGCAGGGCAACAUGCAUCUAAUCAAUAUCUCUCGUUGAUCAACGUGGGUGAUAAUCGAUUUUUUAAAUCAAUCCACGAAGAGCUGCUGUCACCAACAAAGGAGCAGCAAGAGCAAACACACAAACUGGCCAGCUAUGGAAAGAGUAACCCUGACUUUAAGCGACCUCAGUAUUCGCUGUCUGUCGCACAUGCAUUGUCUGUGGCAAGUAAAUUGGCAUAUGAAGAUGUUGCUGUCGUCAAGUAUGAAUUGGAAAAGGCCGGUUACGAUGUGGAGCAUACAUUCAAAGCGAUAGGAUACAAGAAUGUUUGCGCUUACGUUAUAGAAAAGAACAAUGAUGUUUUGUUGGUCUUUAGAGGAACAAACCCAUUGAAUAUUCAAAACUACGUUACCAAUGUGGACGCUGGAUUAGCCAAGGUAUCCUCACCAAAAUACUACAUGGGCAAGGUACACAAAGGGUUCUGGGACGCCAUGGGAGCAACAGAAGCCAUUGAAUCAUCGCGGCCCGCUCAAGAGUCAUCCUCUGAAGCCGACAUACACAUCAAUUUGAGCAGUGCUUCGCUCUAUCAGUCAUUUGCCACGUCUGUAUUUGGCAUAGUGCGUAUCAUCAAAGCACUUUCAUUCAAUAUUUUUGCCAAUGUGCUAGAUCCCAUUGACGCUAGCUGGGCUGGACACAAUUCAGCCAUCAUCCGCCACCAAAGCAUGUAUAGACAAUCAGAGGAAUACAUUUUAGAGCUCUUUAAAAGUGCAGCUGUGAUGGAUGUAGGCAAGAAAAAGAGGUUCUACAUUUGUGGACAUUCCUUGGGAGGCGCUCUCGCCACCGUAUUUUUGGCCAAAAUGAUCCAGAAGGAGAGCCCUUUGUUAGAGUAUUUUGAAGGGCUGUAUACUUAUGGACAGCCAAACAUUGGAGAUAAAGAUUUCAGCAAGGCCUUCAACCAAGACAUUACUUGCAAAAUCUUUAACCAUGUGUACAACAAUGAUAUUGUGCCUCGCAUCCCUUAUUGGUACAGUCCACCACCAGGCACCUUGGUGUUCAUAGACUCGUCUUACGAGAUAUCCAUAUACCCACCAAACCAAAAGACGCAAGAGCCCAUCCCACUUCGAGGCAUCUCUUAUCUCCAUCUCUCUGGCUUACUCAACAAACAUGUCAUUAUGCGAUUGAGAUUAGAGACGUCCAUUCGCAUCCUGUUCCGCAUCUUGCUUCCCUUCUUUAUCAACGACCACUUUCCUUCAGACUACAGCGAUGCUCUGCUGUCAGCCGACAUCAAAUGGGUUAUUUUAGGCGAAAAUGAAGCAGGCAAUGAGGAGCAAGAUCAGGAGAAGCCAAUGUCUACUUCCAAGCGCUAUAGCCUACAGAUUGCGCAAGAAGAGGAGGGGAUCAUGUACUGA
Messenger RNA from Mucor velutinosus, 1758 nucleotides. RefSeq lists its product as uncharacterized. The transcript is spliced from 5 exons. The coding region runs from base 1 to 1758 and encodes 585 amino acids. Gene Ontology annotation, biological process: lipid metabolic process. NCBI's taxonomy places the organism in Eukaryota, Fungi, Mucoromycota, Mucoromycetes, Mucorales, Mucoraceae. Gene Ontology annotation, molecular function: triacylglycerol lipase activity. The record is from RefSeq and is a predicted model, not a curated record.